CUCAGCCCUUCCUGUUUUAGAAAUGUCAAGGAUGCAGCGUCGACUGGACUGUCGCAUAUACUGAUGGGUACAUCUCAGUGAUAUUUGGGAGAAGAGGACUCAAUGAUCUCUCAUCUCUGUGCUGCCACACCAGUCCUGUACAUAUUGUGGAUCGCAAUGGCCCAGAUAGCUGCUGGCCAGGAGGACAGAGAGAAAACUACUGCACUUAAAGACUUGCUGUCAAGAAUAGAUUUGGAUGAACUGAUGAAGAAAGAUGAACCUCCAUUCACUUUCCCCAAAACACUGGAGGAGUUUGAAUAUGCCUUCAAUGAAUAUGGCCAGCUCAGACAUUUAAAAACCGGAGAGCCGUUUGUAUUCAAUGCCAGAGAGGAUCUCCACCGCUGGAACCAGAAACGCUAUGAAGCUCUUGGAGAGAUCAUCACGCAGUAUGUUUAUGAGCUGUUGGAGAAAAAGUGCAACAUGACCAAACAAAUCCUUCCGGGAGAACGUACGGAUGAUGAACCCACCAGUUUUAUCUACCUGAGCCCUGAUGCCUUGUCCAACCCUUCGAAGCUGCUGGUGCUGAUCCAGGGCAGUGGCGUGGUGCGUGCCGGUCAGUGGGCCCGUAGACUCAUCAUCAACCAGGACCUGGAUUCAGGGACCCAGAUCCCCUUCAUCACCAGAGCCAUGGAGGAGGGCUACGGUGUGAUGGUGCUCAAUCCCAACGAGAACUACCUGGAGGUGGAGAAGUCAGCCAUGUCCUCUCCCCUGCCCUCUCCUACCGAACCCUCUGACGAACCUGCAGAAAAACGGGAUCGCAAAGAUGAUAAAGAGGGCAAAAAGAAGAGAGAAUUUUAUGAGAAGUAUCGUAACCCACAAAAGGAGACAGAAACUGAGCGGAUCCCUAUACGGGAAAAUAGUUCCUCCGAGGAACACGUGCUGUAUGUGUGGGACCACUUUGUGUCCCAAGCCAAAGCCAAGAAUGUCUUCAUCAUGGCCCACAGCUACGGAGGGCUGUCUUUCGUUGAGCUGAUGAAUCAGAGGGAAACCGAGGUGAAGGAAAAGGUGUGUGCUGUGGCUCUGAGUGACUCGGCUCACAAUAUCUGGCUGCAGGAGACCAGCAAAGGCACACAGGACUGGAUGCAGCAGCACUGUUGCAACUGGGUAUCGAGCCCAGAGCCUGUGGACACCCUGCUGGAUCCCAUGCUGCGAGACUGCCCCAGGGUCUCUGCAGGCACAGAGCGGCAUGAGCUGACCUCCUGGAUGAGUUUCGACUCCAUCUUCAGGUUCUUCAAUAAAAGCCUGGAGACGAAAGAGGAUGAGGAGGCAGAGGAGACCUCCAACACUGUUACCACACGUAGCAGCUCCCUUAAAUACAAACACCAAGAUUUGUAGAGGAUAGACCAAAAUGACUUGGAACGAGAGGAGAUGGAGUUGUGUGGCAAUGGAUCAGAGAGGGGCAAUGCAGAAAGGGAGGCUAAGGUUCCAGAUCCUCUCUGAUAUUCCUUCCUUCCCCUCUCCGUCUGUAACCUCCAAUCUUUUUCUCCUCACCCUUCUCCCUGAGUGUCAUUCCUCCCUUUCAGCCCUCCCUGGCUGUGCAAACACAUAGCCUUGUUGUUGUAGGAGACAAGAGUACAGGGUCACCAUGUAUACAUCACAAUAACGUUUUGCAUUACUUCUAGAUGAGCGCAACUGUCAAAGCAAUAUGGGCCUGAGUGUUAGCGCUUCCCGUGGGCUGUGGCCUGGCUGCGGGUACGGGCCAUGGCAGCAGAGAUUAAGGCUGACAGGCGCUGUGCACAAUGCACUGUGGUGCACCUCUAAUUGUCCUGACAUCAGCCUGAACUGAGCUAAUGCCCCGCCUGCCCUCCAGUCUGCACUGCUCAGUCUCUCCCUCCUCCCCCCCCCUGGUCCUAAAGCCUGGGCCACUUACCCUGACAUCAGCUCAUGCUGUAAGGUAUAUUAUCAAGCUGAUCAGUGGACAUCUUCUUUUUUGAAAUCCCUUGCCCGCCACAAAUGAGUUUUUUUCAAAGAGUGAACGCAUACUCUUUACUGGGGACCAUUUAUUUUGUUUUAACAAAGGGUUUUUGUGUUUUUACUUUUUUUAUCCUCCAACUCCUCUGCACAUGCAGUCAGAUUUUAAAACAAUUCUUUUUUCUUUUAGCUUAGUGUCAAUUUAGUUAAAGCCUGUGCCAUAUAUGUUGGGGAUUGCACCGCUAUAAUAAGAGAUCUUUUUUAAAUGUUUCAACUUUGAGCUAAAUUUAAAUGCAAUGUCUCAUACACACAUUCCCACUAUUCCAUGUUUUUAUAUUGAGCCAAUACUUCAGCUGUGAGUUUUUACUUUAGAAUUUCUCUAGGAUUGAUUUGCGAAGCUGUGGAGAGUGCGUUUCUAUGUGUUUAUUAUAAAUAUGUCCUUUUUUUUCAAUUUGAUAUCCUUGAAAUUGAUGUCUCCGGAUGAUUGGAUGUGAUGAAACAAAUAAAACAAACACAUCUGUGCUGAAUAUGAAAAAUUCAGGACACUGAGCAUAUUUAAAAUUACUUAAAGUCAAGCAUCAAAAUGGGUUUGCGGGAUAUCUCAUUUUAACAGGAGCCAGAAGUCAGCUCAAAACUCUCAUAAAGCCUCAAUAUAUCACCUUACAUGUGUCAGGGAAUCCAAGAUUUCAAUAUUAUUCUAAGCCUGAAUGAUAUUUCCUUAGAUGUUGGAGAAAUGUAACAUAUCUUUUUUCUUACCCCUUUUUCCUCCCACCAAAGUACUCUUCUUGUGUACUUAAAAGUGACAAAGUCAGCUCCCUGCUCAGCGGCAUAAUCUGACUAAAUGACACAAACAUAAUUAAAAAAAAUCCACAAGGCUGCAUGGUGUGCUUUAUAAACCACUCAAGGCUUAAUGGAAUACAUUUAUAAUGUGUCAUGACAUUAGUUAAAACUCAAACUGGUACUAAAUCUUAUGAUACCUUAGACAUCUUUCUCAUAUAUAUAUAUAUAUAUAUAUUCCAUUCUUUACUUCAAAUAGUUCCCAUUGUUUAACUUUUACACUGAAAUCCUGCCCCUCCUGUGUGUAUGGUUUAAGGCUUUUGUAGAUUAUCUUCCUGCUGUAAUGAGACAACUGUGGCUGAUGGUUGCAGGCCUAAUUUUCUUUUAAUGUGAUUCAGAUCUCUCCAGGUUUCAGCAAAGAAGUUGGUUUAUUAUUUGAUUUGAUGAGUUUCGUUUCAAGAUACCAUUGCUCAUCUUUUCUGCUUUUCAGCUACAAUCAGUUCAUUUUCACUCCAUAAUUUGUAUAUUGUUGCCUUAGGAAUAAACAAGACUCUGUUCACUGUUUUUAAUAAUAUCGAGCAAGCCAUAUGGAACUAAAGAUGUAAGAGCAGCCUAAAUCCAAAGUACAGUGUGCAAAUAAAGGGGGACUAAUUUUGACAAUUGCUCUUGAAGACUUUUUUUGCAGGAGUUGUGUUGGUUUAAGAAUCAUGCAUAUUUUUUUAUAUCGCAAAGGUCUUUGGAUUUUGACCACAAGUGUCCUGCCCGAUCUUUGUCUCGUUCUGUUUGUAACUAUUUUAGUUUUAAAAGUCUUUAAUCAUUAUUUUAAUGUUGAUUUCAUUUUUUAAUUAAGCUAUUAAAGCUCUGAAAAGCAAAUAAAAUUAACUUUUGCAUCCUACUGUU
Molecule: messenger RNA, 3627 nt
Organism: Trematomus bernacchii (emerald rockcod)
Lineage: Eukaryota; Metazoa; Chordata; Actinopteri; Perciformes; Nototheniidae
Gene: arb2a
Product: family with sequence similarity 172 member A
Exons: 11
Coding region: 103-1374 (423 amino acids)
Biological process (GO): regulatory ncRNA-mediated heterochromatin formation
Cellular component (GO): nucleus
Molecular function (GO): siRNA binding
Source: RefSeq, a predicted model, not a curated record